This is a messenger RNA of Drosophila willistoni, 1797 nucleotides long. Its product is annotated as innexin inx5. Gene Ontology annotation, cellular component: plasma membrane; gap junction. NCBI's taxonomy places the organism in Eukaryota, Metazoa, Arthropoda, Insecta, Diptera, Drosophilidae. The record is from RefSeq and is a predicted model, not a curated record. Gene Ontology annotation, biological process: phototransduction. The transcript has 2 exons. Gene Ontology annotation, molecular function: gap junction channel activity. Bases 445 to 1695 code for a protein of 416 amino acids.
GUUUUAUGUCAAAGAAAAAUUAACACCCAGAAAUAAUCUAAUAGAAACACUGUAAAUUAAUAAAUUUGUAAUUGAGAAAAACAUUUAAUUCCGGUCACGUGAAGAGAAACGGGGGGAAAUGGGGAUAAAUGAAUAGUAGUUAAUGAUGACGGCACGGAUAAAGGAAAACUAUUAUGUAAAACCCAGUGACGAUCAAUAUUACGGUAUAAUUAUAUGUGUUGGAUAUAAUAAUCAUCAUCAUCAUCAGCAUCAGCAUCAGUUCAGCCCAAGCAGCAGAAAGAGCAUUAAAAUUAGCCUUCAUAAGCCGAUCCAUCGACGACAAUUGAAUACAAAGUUCAAGCACAGGACGAAAAUAAUAAUUGAAAAGCCAUUAAUCCGACAGAGUAGCAACAAGAAAAAGAAUUGGAAAGAGCUCUCGAGAAGCUCUUUCCGGAGGCUCGCGAAAUGUAUUCGGCGGUGAAGCCCUUAUCGAAAUAUUUACAAUUCAAAUCUAUACGGAUCUACGAUGCCUGCUUCACCAUCCAUUCGAAAUGCACCGUUGUGAUUCUGUUGACUUGUUCGUUGUUGCUAUCGGCGCGUCAGUAUUUCGGUGAUCCAAUUCAAUGCAUUAGCGAGGAGAAGAAUAUCAAUUAUAUUCAAUCGUAUUGCUGGACCAUGGGCACAUAUAUACUUAAGCUGGAGGAUUAUGGUGAAAGUGAUACGUUGCAAUUGCCAAUCUCAAUGUCUGCGGACACAACAACAACAACGACAACAACAACAACCAAAUCAAGCAGAUUUUCAUUUCUAAGAGGAGCAAACACACGUCACUCCUAUCGACGACUAAUCGAACAAACUGAAGCCUAUGCCCGAGCCAUGACAAUUGCCGAGGGUGUUGGCCCCGAAGUGCGGGGCCAAACGGAACGUGAAUACUUACGUUACUAUCAAUGGGUCAUCAUAUUGCUGCUAUUUCAAUCGUUUAUUUUCUAUUUCCCCUCAUGUCUGUGGAAGGUAUGGGAAGGACAACGUCUUAAGCAACUCUGCUCUGAGGUGGGUGAGGCUUUGCUCUCCGAGGAGACCUACAACACCCGACUGAGGCUUCUGGUCAAAUAUUUCACCACCGACUAUGAGGAUAUGCAUUUCUGUUACAUGGCCAAAUAUGUCUUCUGUGAGCUGCUCAAUUUUCUCAUCAGUGUUAUGAAUAUUGUCGUCUUGGAAGUCUUUUUGAAUGGAUUUUGGUCAAAAUAUUUACAUGCCAUGACCACAAUACCUUUUUAUGAUUGGGAACGCUGGAAUCGUGUAUCGUCUCGGGUCUUUCCCAAAAUUGCCAAAUGUGAGGUACUCAAAUUUGGUUCAAGUGGCACUGCAAGCAUUAUGGAUAAUCUAUGUAUUCUACCAUUGAAUAUACUCAAUGAGAAGAUAUUUGUAUUCCUUUGGUGUUGGUUCCUGCUGAUGGCCAUCAUGUCGGGCCUCAAUCUACUCUGUCGCCUGGCCAUGAUGCUGAGCAAGAGUGUGCGUGAGCAAAUGAUUCGCAGUCAAUUGCGUUUUAUGCCCAAACGGCAUAUCCAACGAGCUCUCAGGGAUCUAACCAUUGGCGAUUGGUUUCUCCUAAUGAAGGUCAGUGUGAAUGUGAAUCCGAUGCUCUUUCGUGAUCUGAUGCAGGAGCUGUGUGAGCUGCGUACAUCCUCGUCGAUAAGCAUACUGGAGAGUGCUGCCUAAAUUAAACAUCCUGACCUGAUGUUCGUGUCCAUCCUGUGCCCAUUUUGAAGCAGUUGCUGCUGCUGCUGCUGAUCAUGUCGACCAAUUUUUGAUUGUUGUUGU